AUGGCACUUUCUGCUACUACUUACCCUGUUACCGAACAGUAUCGUGCCAGCUUCGUGGAGGACUGGAUGGGAUUGUAUUACUUCAAGAUGUCUAACGGCAUGGAGUACAACUGUGCAUUCGAUCCCGAUUGCACGGCUCAGGAUGAGUUCAAGGCAAAUGGUACAUGCACUCCUGAUGAUAAGUGUCAUCCCAACUAUGCAGCUGGUUUCGAUGUGAAAUACGUGCCGGGUACUCUGAAUGGUCACGGUACAAACGACUACCAUAAGGUUGGUGCUAUCGACAAGAUGUUUGUCAGUCCUGUGUUCUCAACGGCUGAGAUGAAGCUCACUAAGAAAGACCAAGAUUAUAAUGGGGCUACUAUUGAUGUGUGGGAUCUCGCGGACCUGGCUUUCAGAAAUGAGAACUGUGAUGGUUCAGAGGAUGAUAGUCGAGGAAUCGAUUGCGACUCGCCUUAUUUGACUCUGAAUUUGGGCACGUUCAGUUCUCCGAAACCGAAUCUAGUGAGGACUCCUAUCUUUGCCUCACUACCUCAUUUCUACCAAGUGGAGGGUUCCUCCUCGAUCAAGAACUGGUAUCCCGGUGAUCGCGUUGAGAUCAAGAGCUGUUCGGGUUCUGAGGAAUGCGAUGAUGCUGACAGAGACUUCAACUGCGAGAUGUGGACUGAGCCUAUCACUGGUGCUCUCUUGAAAGGUGCAUUGAAGCUGCAAAUGAAUGUUAUGAUGCCCUCUGUCGCUGAUACCCAGUCUGGGAAGUUGUCAGAUGAAGUUUUGAUCCCGGCAGUGUGGGUUGAUGAGCAUCAGCUGGCCUAUCCAUACCAGAUUGACUCUAUCAAGCAGCUCCAGGGUGCUCCCGGUCUAUUCGAGUUGGUUAUGUGGUUGGGUAUCGGCUUCGGUAUUGUCUUCCUAUUGUGUGCUGGUGCACUUUUCUACUUCGGCUGGAGACGUCGUCGUGCACUCAGAGAUCUUAUGUUGCAAAAGAAGCCAUCUGGAGCUACAGAGUUGCUUUAA
Perkinsus marinus ATCC 50983 is the source of this 1008-nucleotide messenger RNA. RefSeq lists its product as hypothetical. Gene Ontology annotation, cellular component: cytoplasm; membrane. The record is from RefSeq and is a predicted model, not a curated record. Bases 1 to 1008 code for a protein of 335 amino acids. Gene Ontology annotation, molecular function: scavenger receptor activity. The transcript has a single exon. NCBI's taxonomy places the organism in Eukaryota, Perkinsozoa, Perkinsida, Perkinsidae.